Molecule: messenger RNA, 1417 nt
Organism: Callorhinchus milii (elephant shark)
Lineage: Eukaryota; Metazoa; Chordata; Chondrichthyes; Chimaeriformes; Callorhinchidae
Product: activin receptor type-1B-like
Biological process (GO): cellular response to growth factor stimulus; protein phosphorylation; nervous system development
Cellular component (GO): activin receptor complex; plasma membrane
Molecular function (GO): activin binding; ATP binding; activin receptor activity, type I
Source: RefSeq, a predicted model, not a curated record
CGUUGAAGUGCUUCUGCAAGGACUGUGUGAAGUUUAACCAGACGUGCGAGACGGAUGGGGCAUGUCUGGCCUCCCUGUCUCGCAUCAAUGGGGUCCAGCACGAGAUCCGUCUGUGCGUCUCGGCAGAGAAGCUGGUGCCCCCCAUCUACUGCCAGAGUAACGAGGAUUACGUCACCACCAUCUGCUGCUACCAGGACUUCUGUAACAAACUGGAACUGAGCUUGCCGAGGGGCAGGAAGGUGGAGGGGUGGGGGCCGGUGGAGCUGGCGGCUGUGAUUGCCGGGCCAGUCUUCCUGGUGUGUCUGCUGCUGAUGGUCACCGUAUUCCUGUGCCAUUACCAGCGAGCGUACCACCACCGCAACCAGCUGGACAUCGAGGAGGCCUCAUGCGACCACAUGUUCAUCUCCGAGGGCAAGACCCUGAAAGACCUCAUGUUUGAUAUGACCACCUCCGGAUCGGGCUCUGGUUUGCCCCUGUUUGUCCAGCGCACCAUCGCCAGGACCAUUGUGCUGCAGGAGAUCAUCGGGAAGGGUCGGUUUGGGGAGGUGUGGAGAGGGAAAUGGCGAGGAGGGGACGUGGCGGUGAAAAUCUUCUCCUCCCGCGAGGAACGGUCCUGGUUCCGGGAGGCGGAGAUUUACCAGACCAUCAUGUUGAGGCACGAGAACAUCCUCGGCUUCAUCGCGGCCGACAACAAAGACAAUGGGACGUGGACACAGCUGUGGCUGGUGUCGGAUUACCACGAGUACGGCUCUCUGUUCGAUUACCUGAACAGGUACACGGUGACGGUGGAGGGGCUGAUCAAGCUGUCGCUCUCGGCCGUCAGCGGCCUCGCCCACCUGCACAUGGAGAUCGUGGGAACUCAGGGGAAACCGGGGAUCGCUCACCGGGACCUGAAAUCGAAGAACAUUCUGGUGAAGAAGAACGGGACGUGCGCCAUUGCGGAUCUGGGCCUCGCUGUGAGGCACGACUCACUCACUGACACCAUCGACAUCGCCCCCAAUCAGAGAGUGGGCACCAAACGGUACAUGGCCCCAGAAGUGCUGGACGAGACAAUCAACAUGAAACACUUUGACUCGUUCAAAUGCGCUGACGUUUACGCCCUGGGUUUGGUGUACUGGGAGACAGCACGCAGAUGUUCCACAGGAGGAGUCCACGAGGAAUAUCAGUUACCGUACUUUGACCUCGUGCCCUCUGACCCCUCCAUAGAGGAGAUGAGGAAGGUGGUUUGUGAGCAGAACCUCAGGCCCAACAUCCCCAACUUCUGGCAAUCGAACGAGGUGCUGAGAGUGAUGGCAAAGAUCAUGAUGGAAUGUUGGUAUGCCAAUAGCUCAGCCCGGCUCAACGCUUUACGCAUCAAGAAGGCUUUAUCCCAACUCAGUAUCCAGGAGGACAUCAAGAUCUAACGGUUGGGGGGGGG